Messenger RNA from Ilex paraguariensis (yerba mate), 552 nucleotides. The record is from the annotation of a GenBank genome assembly. NCBI's taxonomy places the organism in Eukaryota, Viridiplantae, Streptophyta, Magnoliopsida, Aquifoliales, Aquifoliaceae.
AUGCUUCGAACACUUAUCCUGAUACACAGUGUUAUGUAUAGCAUAUCUGACACAAUAUAUGGAACAAACUAUUAUCAAAUGUGCUACUUAAAAAUCAUAAAGAAGGAGGAGGGCAUUGAUGAGAAAUCCCAAACAUGUACUCAUUAUUCCGCAACCUAUGAAAAGAAGAAACCGGAAAAAGGGUGCCCUGUGAACUUUGAGAACCAGAACUACACAAUUAUCACAAGACAAUGCAAAGGACCCCAAUACAAUGCCACAGUCUGUUGUGGCGCCUUUAAGGAAUUAGCUUGCCCUUUCUCCGACCAGAUAAAUGACCUGAAGAAUGAUUGUGCUUCAACCUUGUUCAGCUACAUAAACCUCUAUGGGAAAUAUCCACCUGGACUGUUUUCCAGUCUGUGCCGUGAAGGCAAAGAUGGUCUUUCUUGCACAGAAACUUUGAAAACACAAGCCAAAGCUUCCACAGAAAAAAGUGCGGCUCCAGACAAAUAUAUUCAAUCCCCAGUGCUGAUGCUUACAUCUGCUCUCGUGAUUUUACAAUUUAAGUUGUUCUGA